This is a messenger RNA of Phragmites australis (common reed), 1069 nucleotides long. Its product is annotated as transcription factor bHLH94-like. The transcript is spliced from 3 exons. Gene Ontology annotation, molecular function: RNA polymerase II cis-regulatory region sequence-specific DNA binding; DNA-binding transcription factor activity, RNA polymerase II-specific; protein dimerization activity. Bases 51 to 998 code for a protein of 315 amino acids. The record is from RefSeq and is a predicted model, not a curated record. NCBI's taxonomy places the organism in Eukaryota, Viridiplantae, Streptophyta, Magnoliopsida, Poales, Poaceae. Gene Ontology annotation, biological process: regulation of transcription by RNA polymerase II.
GAGCAGACGCAGACUGCUUCACUCCAUAAGAGCAGCGGCUAGCUAGAGACAUGGCGCUGCUCGAAGCUGUGGUGUUCCCUCAAGAUCACCGACGCCUUCCGUGCUGCAGGUCGCGCGACACAAGCUGCAUCCUUUGCGGCUAUUGCGUCGACGUCGUUACCGGUGAGCUCGAGGGCGUCGUGGUGCAGGACAACGAAGAGCUCUUGGCGGAAACGCCGCACGGCCACGGGAGCGCCUGCUGUGCCGCCUGGACUGCCGACGUCGCGGGCGCUGCGACCAGCUGGGUUGGUCCCGUGCCGUCGUCCGCGCGGCAGCCGGUGCAGCAGGCUGUGGUCUGGAGGCGGCGGCGGAAGAGGACGACCGCGAAGGCCGAGAGGAACGUGGAGGAGGCGGAGAGCCAGCGGCUGAACCACAUCGCCGUGGAACGCAACCGGCGGCGGCAGAUGAACGAGUACCUCGCCGCGCUCCGCGCCCUCAUGCCGCCAUCGCACGGACGACGGGGCGACCAGGCGUCCAUAGUAGGAGGCGCCAUCAAUUUCGUCAGGGAGCUGGAGCACCGCCUGCAAUCACUGCAGGCUCACAAGCGAUGCCGCACCGCUGCCGACGGCCGGCGCCCCGACCUCGAGGCUUUCGCUGGCUUCUUCACGUUCCCACAGUACUCCAUGGCUGCGGCGGCCGACGUAGACGAUGCCAGCAACACGCGGCCGGGCGUGGCCGACGUCGAGGCGGCCGUGUCGGACGGCCACGCGACCGUGAAGGUGCUGGCCCCGCGGCGGCCGGGGCAGUGCUUGCUGCUCAGGUUCCUGAUGGAGAUGCAACGCCACGGCCUCGCCGUGCUCCACCUCAACGUCACCACCACGGCCGAUCAGAUGGUUCUUUACACCAUCACUUUAAGGAUGGGGGACGGGUGCCAGCUCUCGUCGGCCAGCGACGUCGCGGCCGCGGUGCACGACAUCGUUGCCGGCAUGUACACCGCAGAAGAGCUUCUAAUUAGCUAGCAAAUUAAGGAAAUGUUGAGCUCAUCCGCAGUUGCAGGAUAAUUAGUCCAUUCUUUCUGUUAAGGACUGCA